Molecule: messenger RNA, 1986 nt
Organism: Tauraco erythrolophus (red-crested turaco)
Lineage: Eukaryota; Metazoa; Chordata; Aves; Musophagiformes; Musophagidae
Source: RefSeq, a predicted model, not a curated record
AUGAAUUUGGUUUCCGAGUUGAUAAGGAAGAGGCUCAAGUGGCAGGCUCAUCUGGAAUUCACACACAACCAUGAUGUGGGCGACCUCACCUGGGACAAAAUUGAGGUCACCCUACCGCAUUCAGACAAGCUGCGCUCCCUGGUGCUAGCUGGCAUCCCGCACAGCAUGAGGCCACAGCUGUGGAUGCGCCUGUCAGGGGCCUUGCAGAAGAAGAGGAAUUCAGAGAUGUCAUAUCGGGAUAUCGUGAAAAACAGCUCUAAUGAUGAAACCAUUGCUGCCAAACAGAUUGAAAAGGACUUGCUCCGCACGAUGCCCAGCAAUGCCUGCUUCUCCAACAUGAACAGUAUCGGGGUGCCACGGCUACGCAGGAUACUACGGGGACUUGCCUGGCUCUACCCAGAGAUUGGAUAUUGCCAAGGCACUGGCAUGGUGGCUGCCUCUUUGCUGCUCUUCUUGGAGGAGGAAGAUGCCUUCUGGAUGAUGUGCGCUAUCAUUGAGGAACUGGUUCCUGCCUCCUACUUCAGCACCACCCUGAUGGGCGUGCAGACUGACCAGCGUGUCCUGCGACAGCUCAUCGUGCAGUACUUGCCCCGCCUGGACAAGCUGCUCCAGGAGCAUGACAUUGAGCUCUCCUUGAUCACCUUGCACUGGUUCCUCACCUCUUUCGCUAGUGUUGUCCACAUCAAGCUGCUGCUACGUAUUUGGGACCUCUUCUUCUACCAGGGCUCUCUGGUGCUGUUUCAGCUCACUUUGGGCAUGCUCAGUAUGAAGGAGGAUGAGCUAAUCCAGUCCGAGAACUCUGCCUCAAUCUUCAACACGCUCUCAGACAUCCCAAGUCAGAUUAAAGACGCAGAUGUGCUGCUGCGGGAAGCCAUGCGUGUGGCGGGCUCGCUGACAGAUGUGGCGGUGGAGACCCAGCGUCGCAAACACCUGGCCUACCUCAUUGCUGACCAGGGGCAGCUGCUCAACUCCAGCACCACUGUCAACAGUUUAUCCAAAAUUGUGCGGCGCAGGACUCAGCGCAGGAAAUCUGGCAUCACCUCUCUGCUUUUUGGGGAUGAAGAUCUGGAGGCACUGAAAGCCAAGAACAUCAAGCAGACAGAGCUGGUGGCUGACCUGCGUGAGGCCAUUCUUCAGGUGGCACGGCACUUCCAGUGUGUGGAUCCCAAGAACUGCAGCAUUGAUCUGACUCCAGACUACAGCAUGGAGAGCCACCAGCGGGACCACGAGAACUAUGUGGCCUGUUCCCGCAACCGACGACGACGAGCCAAGGCACUGCUGGACUUUGAGCGCCACGAUGACGAUGAGCUGGGCUUCCGCAAGAAUGACAUCAUUACGAUCAUUUCCCAGAAGGAUGAGCACUGUUGGGUGGGAGAGCUGAAUGGACUGAGAGGUUGGUUUCCUGCAAAAUUUGUGGAGAUCUUGGAUGAGCGGAGCAAAGAGUCUAUAUUUGAGCAUGGAUUGAAGAAGCCAUCUCUGCUAGGGGGGCCCUGCCAUCCCUGGCUGUUCAUUGAAGAGGCUGCAAGCCGGGAAGUGGAACGGGACUUUGACUCUGUGUAUUCUCGUCUUGUGCUCUGCAAGACUUACAGGCUUGAUGAAGACGGCAAAGUCCUCACUCCAGAGGAGCUGCUUUACCGGGCAGUUCAGGGAGUGAACAUGACACACGAUGCUGCACAUGCACAGAUGGACGUGAAGCUUCGUUCCCUCAUCUGCGUUGGACUCAAUGAGCAGGUGCUGCAUUUGUGGCUGGAGGUGCUGUGCUCAAGCCUGCAGACCGUGGAGAAGUGGUUCCAUCCCUGGUCAUUCCUGCGCAGUCCCGGCUGGGUGCAGAUCAAAUGUGAGCUGAGAGUCCUCUGCAAAUUUGCCUUCAGCCUCUCUCAGGACUGGGAGCUGCCAAUAAAGAGGGAGGUGAGGCAGCCGCUGAAGGAAGGGGUGCAGGACAUGCUUGUGAAACACCAUCUCUUCAGCUGGGACAUAGAUGGGUGA